Molecule: messenger RNA, 1377 nt
Organism: Hyaloscypha bicolor E
Lineage: Eukaryota; Fungi; Ascomycota; Leotiomycetes; Helotiales; Hyaloscyphaceae
Product: NADH:flavin oxidoreductase/NADH oxidase-like protein
Exons: 3
Coding region: 1-1275 (424 amino acids)
Molecular function (GO): FMN binding; oxidoreductase activity
Source: RefSeq, a predicted model, not a curated record
AUGUUGAUCUCACAAGAAAUCGUUCUCCCUUGCGACCUCCGUCUGCCGAAUCGGCUUGUCAAGGCUGCGAUGGCCGAGUCAAUGGCCCCGGCCCCAGCACAUGACCCAAAUGACAAGAUGCUGGUUGCGUACAAGGAAUGGGCUAAAGGCGGUUGGGGUAUGUUGUUGACAGGAAAUGUCCAGGUUUCUGAACAGUACCUAGGAGGGCCUAUGGACGUUCUGUCAUCUUCGUCCUCAGGCGACGUUGAAAAAAUCUGGAAGGGGUGGGCAUCUACCUGCCAAGAAAAUGGAACCCCAACAGUCGUCCAACUCAAUCACCCUGGAAGACAAUCGCCACUUGGAGCAGGUCAACGUGGAUUCUUUACAAAGAAUCUUGCUCCAUCAGCGGUGAAGUUGAACUUUGGCAGCAGUUUACUUGCCGGAGUGGCUUCUUCCCUGUUAUUCGGAACUCCAAAAGCAAUGACUGAAGAUGACAUCAGUCUUGUCAUCGAUCAGUUUGUUGCUGGCGCAAAGCUGAGUUUCCAGGCUGGGUUUAAAGGAGUGGAGCUUCAUGGAGCUCAUGGAUAUCUGCUCGCACAGUUCUUAUCACCCAAGACGAAUCAGAGAACAGAUGGUUUCGGAGGCUCUCCAGCCAAAAGAGCCGAGAUUGUGCUUCGGAUCAUUCGUCGUGUCAGACAGGCAACCAGCAAAGAGUUCUGCAUCGGCAUCAAGCUCAACAGUGUUGACGCAUCAUCCAGCGACUCCCUUGCCGACACGAUAGAACAGAUCAGCUUGAUCGUCGAAGCAGGAAUAGAUUUCCUUGAAAUCUCAGGUGGAACAUACGAAGACCCAAAGAUGGCGCAACAAAACGAAACGUCUUCAAUCACAGCCCCUACUAAGGAGAAACAAAGUACACUACAACGAGAAUCGUUCUUCCUCUCUUUCGCUCAAAUGAUUCGGGUCCACUUUCCCAAAGUUGUACUCAUUGUCUCCGGUGGAUUCAGGACUCGAAUCGGCAUGGAAGCAGCACUUCAGUCUGGUGGCUGCGAUAUGAUUGGACUUGCACGACCUGCUGCUGUGCUACCUAGAUUGCCCAGGGAGAUCAUCCUGAAUGAGAGUAUCAAGGAUGUAGAUGCGACAGUGAGCUUGAAGCCGGUCAUUCUACCCAAGUUUUACAGCUAUUUGCACUGGCUCUUGCCCGUGAAAAUCAUGGGAGGCGGCUAUGGUUCUAUGUAUUAUGCAGGGCAGAUUCAACGGAUGGGCGAUGGUCUGAAACCUGUGGAUGCCAGGCUUUAGAGGUACCUUUCGAAGUGAACAGUACUAUUAUCAUGAUAGAAAGCCGUGCGUUAAGUAUUUUAGAAAGAACACCUCAAUGGCUUAUAGAAUACACAAUGUCCC